AGCGUGAGCUCGAGUGUGUCGGGACGCCUCUCCACGUACAGCAACCUGAAAUGGCACCUACUGCUACGGAGUCUCAGCUUUGUAAAGACCUGAAGCACAGUUCGACAAGGCUGAGGACCAUUCUUGGCCAUGCACACUUUCAAGACCCACCAAUCCCUCAUGAGCAUACAAGGCGACGGCAGCAAGGAAAAACUUCUCCAAAGUGAAGAAACCUUGGACAGCACCAAGCUCUGGGUGGGCGGCCAUCUGCUUCAGCUGACCCUGUAGCCCAGGCUGACUCUUGUGCCAACCCUGGUGGGAACAUCAGUGGGUGGGUACUUGACAGAGCCAGCGCCAGGGAGUUAAUACCACUCAGUGCUGCUGGAGGUGUGACACAGUCCCAGCCCUCUGCACAUUGAUUCACACAGGAUUAAUCCACUGCAUGAUGCUUCAGGCGGAAGGCCUGGCACAGCUGAUUUACCGUCCCUGUCAGACUUAACGUCUUUGGAGGCCUCCUUUGCCCUGCUGCUGUCUUCUGUGGAAGGACUAGUAAAGAGCAUCUGCCACUGCACCAACCAGAUCACCCAAAGGGAUGACUGGCAGUCAUCUGACUCAGGAGUAAGAGAGGAAGCAAUGGGCUGGACUAUGACUCUAAAAGAUGACUUUGGGGUCAUUGCCUGGACACGGCGAGCUGGGAACUACCUCAGCCUCUUCCUCCUCUUGUCUCUCUUUUCCUUUUCAGUCCAGUCAGACAUUGUGUUUCCUAAGGACCAUCACUUCUCUUGGAAAGCAGGCCAGUGGGGUCAGUGUAUCGGGGAGGAGUGUGGUUCUGGCGGGGUUCAGACAAGGACAAUAUGGUGUGUCCACAUGGAGGGCUGGACUACACACCAUUCCCACUGCCAGCACAUGGACAAGCCAGAAAGCAAGAGGCACUGCUUUAAGGUCUGUGACUGGCACCAGAACCUCUUUGAGUGGGAGGUGUCAGACUGGGGGGGCUGUGUUCUUGUCCCUUUUUUUUCCAACGAGCUCAAGCUGAGGACGGCUGAGUGCAUUACAGCACAGCACGGCAUCCAGAGGCGCAAAGUCCACUGUGUGCGCACAUCAAAUCGUACCGCAGUCGCCUUGAGGAUAUGUGAGUUCUUUUCCCAGAAGCCACCUGUGGAGCAGGCAUGUCUCAUCCCCUGCCCCCAGGACUGUGUAGUUUCAGACUUCACCUCCUGGUCAAGUUGCAGCAAAACAUGCAGCACUGGCCUGCAGCAUCGGACUCGACAUGUCCUGGCCACGCCAAUGUAUGGAGGUGCAAGCUGCCCCAACUUGACUGAAACUAGGACUUGCUCUAGCCCUGUUGACUGCCCUGCUGGUGAGGGCGAGUACCAGUACAGCCUUAAAGUAGGGGCCUGGAGCGAGUGCCGAUUACCCCAUCACAAGGAAGCCCUGUUAAGUGGAAGGACCACAGUGGACUUCAGCACCGGCUCCAAUGAGAACAACACAGUCACACUGCACACACAUACUUCUCAUCACCACCCCCAUCACCAUCACCACCACCACCACCAUCCUCACGCACACAAGUACCCCAUGUCAUGGGAAGUGGAAGUGGGAUACCAGACACGACAAGUCCGCUGCACACGGAGUGAUGGCAAGAAUGCUAUGCUGAGUCUCUGUACCAAGUACAACUCCCCCCUGACCUUCCAGGCGUGCGUGAUGCCCAAAGACUGUCAGACAUCGGAUUGGUCAUCGUGGAGUCCCUGCUCUAAGACCUGCCGGUCCACUGACCUGUCUCCUGGUUACCGCCUUCGGUCACGGAUCAUGACGCAGAUCCCAGUUGGAGGGGGGAAACGAUGUCCUGCCCUUGAGGAAAAAGAAGUUUGCAAUAUCAUAGGAGAUUUACUUCCAAACUGCCCCAGGUAUGUGUGGAGGACCACUGACUGGGGCGAGUGUCGCAUCCUCCCCUUACUGAGCCAGCAGGACCGGCGGCUGGCUAACAUCAGCAGUCUGUGUGGAAGGGGGAUCCAGACCAGGAAGACCUACUGUGUUCAGGUCCCUGAUGACUCAGCACCACAUCACAGGAAGGAGGUGUCCAGGCCUGUGAAUGCCAGGCUGUGCGCUGGUGAAGAGCCCCCCUUGGCCGUCCAACACUGCUCCAUCCUUUGCCAGCACCACUGCCUGCUCUCUGGAUGGUCACCGUGGGGCGCCUGCCUACAUGACAACUGCAAAGAACCACAGGGGAAGAAAGGUUUCAGACAGCGGAGGAGAGAGGUGCUGUGGGAGUCCGGCAGUCCUCCGGAGAGCUGCCCUCAUCUGGUGGAGUCCAUCCCCUGUGAGGAUCCCGCCUGCUACCUGUGGCAGGUCAAACAAGAAGAAAGAUGCAUUCCCACUAAAAGCUCCUGUGGUCCCGGAACUGCAGCACAGACUGUGACCUGUGUCAGCGCCGAAGGGGACGAUGUGCCCAGUACCCACUGUGUAGACAACCCUCCCCCCACAGAAGUGGCCUGCGAGGUGGCUUGUCCCGCAGACUGCGUCAUAAGCCCCUGGUCUUCCUGGUCACCCUGCUCACACAGCUGCGCCACCAAGACAGCAGAGGGCCGACAGAGCCGCACCCGCACUGUGCUGGCCAUCCCAGGAAAAGAAGGGAAGGAGUGUCCGGCAGCUCCAGCCCUGGAGGAGUGGAGAGUCUGCAACGACCACCCUUGUAUGACGUUCUAUUGGGAGGCCUCAGCCUGGGGCCCCUGUAUUGAGGAUGCCUCCCUGGAUUUAAAUGGAACUGGCUUCUGGAAUGGGACCCCUACCUGUGCCAUGGGUGUUCAGAUCCGCAAAGUCAGCUGCAUAAAGAUGAACGUUGGACCUGUCAUAAGUAAAAGGUGUUCAGAUUCUACUCGUCCAGAAACUGUCCGACCCUGUUUGCUUCCCUGCAAGAAAGACUGCAUUGUGACACCCUUCAGUGAAUGGACAACCUGCCCAUCGACCUGUAUGCCAGAAAAUGCAACUGCCGCCACACAGUCUCGAUACAGAACCAUCAUUCAGAGGGCUGCUAAUGGAGGUCAAGAGUGCCCUGACACACUGUAUGAAGAGAGAGAAUGUGAAUCACUUCCUGUGUGUCCAGUGUAUAGUUGGAGGACUCACAAGUGGCACAGCUGUAGUUUGGUUCCAGAAUCUGUUCGACGGGGAUUAUCUGGACCUGGAGAAGACUGUGGAAAUGGUUUAGAAACAAGAGGAGUCAGUUGUGUCGGGGAGAGCGGUGAGUCGGCCAACAUGACAGAGUGCCUGCGCUGGGCUGGCCCUGUGCCCCCUCAGAUCAGAGAGUGCCGGGUGGCUUGCAAGGAUGACUGCACUCUGACUGCUUGGUCCAAGUUCUCUGAAUGUGCUGGAUGUGGCAGCUCCCGCAGUCGCAGGCGCUCACUCACAGGUCGCAGUAAAAAGAAGGAGCAUUGCCUGAAUGAGGAGUUAUAUCCACUAGAAGAGACGGAGGCUUGUCCCUGUGAUGAAUUUUUGUCCCAGCCAUAUGGAAACUGGUCUGCUUGCAUCCUCCCUGAUCCUUCAGCUCCGGGGUCCCUGCAGGGCUGGAUGAGCCACAGGGAGGUGAGGGAGUGUGGCCAAGGUCUGCGCUACAGAGCUGUGGCCUGCAUCAACCAGCAGGGGCACCUGGUCGACCCCAUACCCUGUACAGACUCAGGCUACGUGGUGGACGUUUGCCACAUCCCUUGCCCCCUAGACUGUAAGCUCAGCGACUGGUCAGCAUGGUCAGUCUGCAGUGCAUCCUGUGGCAGCGGGUUGAAGAUCAGGUCCAAGUGGCUCAGGGAGAAAGCUUUCAACGGGGGACGCCCAUGCCCCAAGUUGGAUUUGAAAAAUCAGGUGUACGAGGCCGUACCGUGCCACAGUGACUGCAGCCAAUACGAGUGGAGGAUCGAGCCCUGGUCCAUUUGUACCAUCAAUACUGUGGAUGACCUGCCAGCCUGCGGGGAGGGAGUCCAAAGCCGCAAGAUCAGGUGUGUGAAGAGGGGAACGAGUGCGGGGAACAGCAGUGUGGAAGACAGUCUGUGUGAUCAGGAGGAAAUGCCACCCAGAGCCCAGGUCUGCUUUCUGGCCUGUCCUAACGACUGCGUCGUGGCACCCUGGGGACCUUGGAGCAACUGCCCUCUGCAAUGUGACCAAGGCACAGCAAGGAACAGAAGCAGACACGUCCUCCGCCUCCCAGCCUCGGAGAAUUCGGCCUGUCCAGAGCCGGUCCAGUCAGAGCCCUGCGUUCUCAACAGCACCUGCUUCUCCUACCAGUACAAAGCCUCAGACUGGAGUACAUGCCAGCUAAGUGAAAAUGCCAUCUGCGGUCAGGGUUCACGGUUGCGUCUCGUGGACUGUAUUCGCAGCGAUGGCAAGAUUGUGGAGCUGCAGAAGUGCAAAGAGUCUGGUCUCAUCAACAAGUGGAAACUGUCGGAGAGCUGCGUGGUCGACUGUCCUGUCAGCUGUAUACUGUCUGAAUGGUCACUGUGGGCGGAAUGCUCGCACACCUGCGGUAACCAAGCUCAGUCUGUGCGCACCAGGAGAAUCCUGCAAGAGGCUCAUGAGGAGGGUCAGCCCUGUCCCAGCCAGCUCACCCAAACCAAGCCAUGUCCCAUAAGGCCUUGCUAUACAUGGCUGCUGAGUGACUGGUCCCCAUGCACUGUAGAGGAUGCAGAUUGUGGUGAGGGGUUUCAGAGAAGGAGCCUGUCAUGUGUCGUCCAUCGGGGCAGCUGGCCUGAGUCUCCUCCUCAGCCAGUGGACGAAGAGCUUUGUGGAGACAAACUGAGGCAGCAGAUCCAACAGGAAAUGAAGCAGCCCUGCUUCGUCCCCUGCCCAGGAGACUGCCAUUUGACCGUGUGGUCGUCUUGGAGCUCCUGCCAGCUGACCUGCCUGGAGGGGCGGAGUUUUGAGACUACUGGUCGCCAAGCUCGCUCCAGAGCUGUGAUCAUUCAGGUCAUGGAGAACCAGGGCAGCUGCCCACAUCAAGUCUUUGAGACCCAGCCCUGUAAAGGGGGGAAAUGCCACAGUUACCAGUGGAGGACAGGAGGAUGGAGCAACAAUGAGAGAGCAGUGUGGUGUCAGCGCUCAGAUGGUGUCAAUGUCACAGGGGGGUGUUUCCCGCAGAAAAGGCCGACCACGGUCAGACACUGCCAUCCUCCGUGCACCAAACCCUUCUCACACUGCACGCCGAGCGGAGUGUGUGGGUGUGAGAAGGGUUACACUGAAGUGAUGACCACGCACGGCUUCUUGGACUACUGCAAUAGAACCCCGGGGGUGGACAACAACAAGAAAGCUGAUGUGAAAACCAACUCUGGAAGAUUAAAACCCGGGCCGUCUCAGGCCCAAGACCUCUUCAGCGAGUGGACCUUACGACCUGUUGGCCCAGAUGGAAGAGUAAAGCUGUGGGUUUACGCCGUGACUGCCGUUGGAUUCAUCUUAAUACUCUUCAUUAUUGCAUUAUCAUUCCUGGUCUGUAAGCCAUCCAAAACCACUAAGACGUCUCCUCCACCGCAGAAGCCCUUGACCCUGGCCUACGAUGGCGACAUGGAUAUGUAACCAGGCUGCUAUACCUCAUAAGGACGCGCUCAGCCUCGGACAGACUCCUGACUGCAUUCAGAUUGUUGUUUAUUGUCGACUGGGGGUGACUAUUUGCUGUAGUGGCAAUUGUAUUGUAAAAAUGCAGCAGACAGACAGCGACGAUCACACGUGAUUUGCUGCUGAAGGGCAGUGUAGCCCAGAACUUUCCUCCCCGCAGAAGAGGAGGGACCAAAGCCGAACAUGGUGAAAAUGAGACAGAAGGUCUCUGGGGAAAAAUGGACUUCUAGUUUCUUUUUUAAACUGCUUGCAAUGUGAACGCACAGUUGAAGCACUGUUUUGCCAACAACAUGUCACAAGGACUUCUAAAAGGCAAAGACAAAGUGGAUCCACAGGUGUUGAUUUUUUUUGUGUGUCAAGAAUCAGAGGGACUACCUGAUUAUUUGUCUUGUGUUUGUGUCGUGAGGGAGACGAAACAUCUCGAGUCAGCAGUCACUCAUGACAUUCAAAGACGGAACAACAGAACAUUUGGCAUUUGACUUUGUCUCAUCAGUGCUGGAUCUUUGUAAAAGAAAAUGUCACACGCCUUUUGGGUAAACAAACAGCCUUUUUUUGAAUUUUCUGAGAAUAAACAAGAUGCUCUAUGCACUACGUUAGUGCUUAUUCACUUUUUUCUUUUCCUUUCAAAUGACUUUUCUAGUGUUUUAAUUGUAAUGCAAGUUGUUGCUGUCAGAUUGUGUUUCGUUGAUGAUGCCAUAUGUUGUGUAUAUGUGGAAACCAAAAGCAGGCUUGCCUUGAGUUUAACAAUACAACGAUGCAGUAGUUCCUCCUCCCUGAUCCUCAUGAGCGUCACAGCCACUGAGGACUAAAUUAAGAAACAACCUCAAGAUCGUUGAAUCUUGUCCCUGAAACAUGGCAGACUGCUUCAACGACAAACGCAGUCAAGAAUUAGCAGAAAAACACACACAGACCUUUAAUGCAAAUUAUCAAAUACCAGCAUGAUAAAGCUCAUACCUCAUACACACUCUUUCAUCAAAUGCAAAACAAAAAAAGCACUGAUCAGCAAAACGGAUAAUAGGAAAAGAGAAUUAUCCACGAGAUCACACACAGUGUAUUUUUAGAGCAAGUAUACUUCUUUCAAAGGGGUGUCGUGCUUCAUUUUCUUUUUACACCAUGUCUUUUAUACCAUAACGGCCAAAUACAAAGUCAGCUGACUCACAGCAAGGUGAGAGACUAGUUUUGACAGGAUUGCUUUCUUCUCUUCCUUUUUUGUUUGUUUGUUUAUUCCUUUUGCACCACAAAGACAGGGCUCCAAACAUGAAAGACAGCAAAUACCAAAUAUCUGUGAGCACAUAUUAAUGAAGUGGGUUAUCUCUUAUUUCUGUUUCUCUAGCUGGAGUACAUAAAUAAUUACUUUUCUUUUAUUCAGCCCUGGAAUUGUGUCGGAUGUCCACUUGGAGUACAAAGCAUCCACAAUUUCUAGUAAAGCAUCUUAAUAGGCCCUAAAUGCUUCGAUUUAUUAUCAUUUAGACAUGAAUCCUUCAGUGCAUUAUUCAUGCAACCCAGUGGAGAAUUAAUUUCCUGAUACUUGGUGGUUUUGGCACUGACCAGAACUGACACGGUUUCUCUUUCUGCCUCCACAAACUAAAGAUUUGGUCUUGUGUUAUCUGACCGCCUUCUGAAUGUAUUUUAGCAGUAACUCUAUAAUCUUAACGGCUGUGCAAACAUGGUUGUUACAUGUUGUAACAAUUGUAUUUCAGCAGCUGUGUGUAUGUAGGCAUGCUUGAUCCAUUUUGGCAGAGAGUGUGCCGAGUGGCCUUGCAAAGAUUCUGUUUUACAAGUUGCCAAACAUUUCAGAGUAGUUUCUUUCAGGCGGUGUUUCUAAUAUCUGGCUGACAAAGGGACAUAUGGUAAAUGUUAAGUCAACGUGAACUCCAAUUGUGAGAUUUUGAUGAUUUCUUGCUAACAGGAUCAACUAAUUAACAAGUUAUCUGGGCAUAUUUCCAUCAUAAAACAACAAACAGCCAACACUUCUGACCUGAUUCUAUUGGGUUAUAUCCAAGAAAAUCUCACUCAUUGUUUACAGUACCAUGCUAUUUGUGUUACUAUUGUGUGUACAUGGAGAGCUGGACAAAAAUGCAAAUAAAUUGUGGA
This is a messenger RNA of Epinephelus fuscoguttatus (brown-marbled grouper), 7662 nucleotides long. It is a transcript of the gene thsd7ba, whose product is annotated as thrombospondin, type I, domain containing 7Ba. Lineage: Eukaryota; Metazoa; Chordata; Actinopteri; Perciformes; Serranidae. The coding region runs from base 613 to 5529 and encodes 1638 amino acids. Gene Ontology annotation, cellular component: plasma membrane. The record is from RefSeq and is a predicted model, not a curated record. The transcript is spliced from 31 exons. Gene Ontology annotation, biological process: actin cytoskeleton organization.